UCCCCUUUCCCCUUCCUUCUUCCUCCUUCCCACCUUCCUCUUCUUGUUCUUGUUCUUCUCUCUCUCUCUCUCUUUUAUAUAGAUAAGGUAGCAUAACUUGAGUUUAUAUAAGCUAGAGAAGAUGACUAUAUCGAUGGAGUACUACUGCUCGAGCCGGGUAGUGGCCGGCUUCUUACAAAAAGUGGCGGUCCUCCUGUCCUUGGUGGUGAGACGGCUCCUCCUUCCCUGCUACUGCUGGUGGUCCGGCAACGAAGAAAUUAGGGAAGCCGAUGACGCCGGAGCGGAGCAGCACCGCCGACGGCACAAUCAGCUGGCGGCGGCGCAGGCGGUGAGGGAGAGCCUCCAGGUGGCGACGUACGGGGAGGUGGCGGGGGCAGCUGGGGCGGCGGCGGCGGCGACGUGCGCGGUGUGCCUGAGCGAGGUGAGGGGGAAGGAUCGGGUGUGGGAGCUGCGGAACUGCUGCCACGUGUUCCACAAGGCGUGCCUGGACCGCUGGCUGGACCACGACGAGCACCUCACCUGCCCCCUCUGCCGGGCGCCGCUCCUCACGUCGGUGUACCGGCCGCCGGCCGCUUUCCCGCCGGCUGCGGCGGAGCCCAGCUGGGCCGUCGAGCGACUCCUCUACCUCUUCGGAGACGACCUCCUCUUUGCCCCUCCGUCGUAGGCCGCCGCUAUCUCCCUCCUCUUCAUUUUUUUUUUGCCCCCUCUUUUUUCCUUCUCCUCCGUUUUCUUGGGCCUUUUCUUUUGGGUAUACCGCUUGUCCUUGUGAUGGAGGGGCUGGAUUUUUUCGGGUGUAAGUAAAUACGGUGGAGAUAUGUUAUAUGUACGUGAUAAUAAGUUUUAUUGAAAUGUAACGGAGUUACUGUUUGUUAUAUACGCCGGAUUUCUUA
This is a messenger RNA of Elaeis guineensis (African oil palm), 890 nucleotides long. Its product is annotated as E3 ubiquitin-protein ligase ATL9. Gene Ontology annotation, molecular function: ubiquitin protein ligase activity. Gene Ontology annotation, biological process: protein ubiquitination. Lineage: Eukaryota; Viridiplantae; Streptophyta; Magnoliopsida; Arecales; Arecaceae. The record is from RefSeq and is a predicted model, not a curated record.